Molecule: messenger RNA, 1791 nt
Organism: Candida tropicalis MYA-3404
Lineage: Eukaryota; Fungi; Ascomycota; Pichiomycetes; Serinales; Debaryomycetaceae
Gene: CPP1
Product: tyrosine/serine/threonine protein phosphatase
Exons: 1
Coding region: 1-1791 (596 amino acids)
Biological process (GO): protein dephosphorylation; negative regulation of MAPK cascade
Cellular component (GO): cytosol; nucleus; cytoplasm
Molecular function (GO): protein tyrosine/threonine phosphatase activity; MAP kinase tyrosine/serine/threonine phosphatase activity
Source: RefSeq, a predicted model, not a curated record
AUGUCUAUUCCAUUUUCAUCUACAACUACUGCAAUAAGACCACCGAAUCAUAUAUCGUCAUUCAGUUUUGAAAGCAUAUCAAGUACAAAUAACAGUCGAUCAAAUAGUAUAAACAGUUUAUUGUAUUUAAACUCAAGUAAUUCAAGUAUGGGAUCAAACCCUGCCCAAUCCCCAACUUCUAUUGCUGCAACCGCAACUCCUUCAAAUACAAUUCAUCAUCUGAUAUCAAUGUCCACCACAACAACUACAGCACAACAACAACAACAACAACAACAACAUAGUCAUAAGCAACAUGGGGUAAUGGAUGAAGAUUUAGAAGAUCCUAGUCAAGCUGUGGUACCCCAACCAAACCAAACCCCGACCUUGAUGUCUACCGCGUCAUAUACUUUACAAAGACCACCAGGUUUACAACAUAAUUAUCAAUCAUCAAUAUCGUCUGUAUCAUCGACUAGUUCGAAUUCAACCAAUUCAUCACUUUCACCGGGUUUAAUAAAUUAUUCCCCAAAACAUUCUCGAAAACCAAGUUCAUUAACUAUGAAUAGAAAUAUGAAGAAUUUAUCUUUAAAUUUACAAGAAUCUACCAAUGGAUAUACCAAGAAUUUACCAAAAUUGGCUUCAUCUAAUUCAACUUCUUUCCUAAUGAAUAAUAAUAACAAUUCGAGACAAAAGAUACCCAACAUUGAGUCACCAAUAAAGAAGAAUAUGACCAAUUAUUAUAAUUUAGAUUAUACAGCAUUACAAACUCCUACAAUAACGGAAACCCCAAAAAUGCCCCCAUUAUUACAACAACAACAAGAUCCUCUAAGUGCUGGUUCACUGUAUAAAUUCCCUCCAAUCAUUAGUAAUCAUCAUAACAUUAAUAAUAGUAAUAGCUCGUCAGUGAUGGGGUUUUCUAAUGGUGGUGAUUCUGAUAGUGAAGUUGGAUCUGUUUCAAUGAGAAGAAUAACAAAAAAUAAUAUCUUACCUCCUGCUCCUCCUCCAUUUGCAUUACAAUCUAAAUCUUCUCCAUUGUCAACUCCUCCAAGACUACAAAGUCCUUUGGGAGGAUUGGAUAAUCGAAUUGUUGUUGAAUCGCCUACACAUUCAAUAGGUCAAAGAUUUAAUGGAAUUUCCAUAAGCUCACCUGCUGAAGCUGCAUUUAAUUUCAAUUCUAAUUCAAAUACUACAACCACCACAACCAUGUUGAGUACACCACAAAAUUUGGUUUAUAAUUCAAAGAAAUUUCAUGUUCCUGAAGAAUUGCAAGAACUGACAUCUAUUAAUGCAUAUCCAAAUGGACCAAGAGGUGUUCUUGAUAAUUUAAUUUAUUUAUAUUCGGAUCCUAUUGAAGGUAAUUUAGAUGUUCGACAAUUUAAUUUGGUUAUUAAUGUUGCUAAAGAAUGUAAAAAUUUAACCAGAAAAUAUGGAGAAGAAAUUUCUGGAGAACGGGAAUAUCAUUAUAUACCAUGGUCACAUAAUUCAUCAAUAUCAAAAGAUUUAUUUGAAAUUACUUCAAAAAUUGAAGAAUUUUAUAAUAAAGGAUUAAAAAUUUUAAUUCAUUGUCAAUGUGGAGUUUCAAGAUCAGCAUGUGUUGUAGUUGCAUUUUUCAUGAAGAAAUUUCAAUUGGGAGUUAAUGAAGCUUAUGAAUUAUUGAAGAAUGGUAAUGAAGAAAUGUAUAUUGAAGCAUGUGAUAGAAUAUGUCCAAAUAUGAGUUUAAUAUUUGAAUUGAUGGAAUUUGGUGAUAAAUUGAAUAAUAAUGAAAUUAGUACUCAACAAUUGUUAAUGAAUAGUCCACCAACAAUAAAUUUAUAG